Messenger RNA from Triticum aestivum (bread wheat), 1326 nucleotides. RefSeq lists its product as uncharacterized. Bases 103 to 1146 code for a protein of 347 amino acids. Lineage: Eukaryota; Viridiplantae; Streptophyta; Magnoliopsida; Poales; Poaceae. The transcript is spliced from 8 exons. The record is from RefSeq and is a predicted model, not a curated record.
UCGUUCCUCCCUCCCGUUAACAACAGAAGAGAACAGAACAGGCUCCCCUUCUUCCUCCCCACCCGUCUUCCCCGCCCCUCUUCCCUCCCCACCGCCGCCGCCAUGGCCGCCGCCCGCGUGUGCUGUACGUGCGGCGGCGCUAUCAGGGGCAGGAAGAAAGAGAGGUUCUUCGAGUGCCUUCGCUGCGCGAGGUGGCAGCACAACUACUGCGUCAUGAACUGGGAGUCAGCAGACCCCAAACUGUGCGAUAUUUGCGUCGACCGAGAGAAGCAGCAGCCUCACCAGUGGGUGCAGAAGGUCGCGAGCUUGGACUUCGAAAGGGCCUGCAGUCCCUACAGCUUCUGCUAUCUCUGCUGCAAGCACUUCUGCCCGCGCUGCUGCCCCGCCGUCCCACGCUGCCGCAGGCGUGAUCACGGCGAUCACCGCACGUUCAUAAUCCAGGUUAGACGGCGCGGGGGAGUGCUGUUCGUCAGAUUGGUGGACGUCAACGUCUUCUACGACUGCUCUCACAUCGAGCCGGAGAUCACACUCCCGGGUUGGGUGCGCCUGCAUCCCAAGCCGGAGCAGGAUGCCGGCGGCGGCGGCGGAGGACUGCCGUGCGGCUUCAGGAAAUGCAACCGUCGGAUAGCCCUGGACUAUGAUUUCUGCUCCAUCUACUGCCAGUUCGAAGAGGCAGCCCUUGAUCUGGUGAUGCCCCCUACUCGCCAAGAGGUCCUGAGACGUCAGGUCCAGAAGGAUCGUGUGCAGGGACUCCUGACGCUUGCGCGCUCAGGGACACCGAUCGUCAGUCUGGGACAUGGAUGGGACAAGUUCUGCCUCCUCUGCCACGCCGGAUUCAACCCUCAGGUGUGCCAUCACCACGACAAUGACGACACCAUCGAAAUCAUAGACACCCCAGAAGGCGGUCUUGCCGCACGCUUCCUGCAAACAGUCCAUGGGGACUGGCUUGCCUCCUUGAGCACCGUUCAGAGUUCUAGGGAGGAGAGAGAUUAUGGGUGGUUUUAUACUGAGGUGAUUGUGGAGGUGCCCUUGAUGAUGCAGUCGCACCCAGUUUCAGAGCUACGCCCGAAUUCUUGUGUGUGUGGUAGUGGCAUCGACAAGGACAUGGUGUACUGCUCAGUUCAGUGCAUGGUGGAGGACUUAUGAGGAGCUGACAAGACAUGAUCCGUUUUCCUAAUGCCAGUUCUUGUGGUCAAUUGCUUUUGUUCUUUCAUCUGUAAGAAACUGAAUGAUGUGUCUACUAGUGAGGUGAUACCUACAAACGUUGUGUAUACUGAUGACUUACCAGUUCCAGCAGGAUUAAUUUUUAGUUUCCCUGGAUGUACA